Messenger RNA from Rhodamnia argentea, 1562 nucleotides. Its product is annotated as COP9 signalosome complex subunit 6a-like. Lineage: Eukaryota; Viridiplantae; Streptophyta; Magnoliopsida; Myrtales; Myrtaceae. The transcript has 9 exons. Gene Ontology annotation, cellular component: COP9 signalosome. Gene Ontology annotation, biological process: protein deneddylation. Gene Ontology annotation, molecular function: protein binding; metallopeptidase activity. The coding region runs from base 117 to 1067 and encodes 316 amino acids. The record is from RefSeq and is a predicted model, not a curated record.
UUAAACGGAGAAUCGAGAAGCACAAUACUCGCUGCACGCACAUCGCUCUCGGGCUGAAGGCUGGACAGGAGAGUGUGCACAGCUCCUCGCCGGAGCUCCAUAGGAAAAGGGCUUCAAUGGCUUCAUCUAGCAGCGGCCUCACGUUCAAGCUUCAUCCAUUGGUGAUCCUCAACAUCUCCGAUCACUACACCCGGGUCAAGUCUCAGCUCCACCCGCCGCCCUCAGUCCACGACGCCAGCAACGGCGUCGAUCCGUCCGCCGCGCCGCCGGCCGAUCCUCCGAGAGUGUACGGAUGCGUGAUCGGAGUCCAGAGGGGUCGUACCGUGGAGAUAUUCAACAGCUUCGAGCUUCUGUAUGAGCCCGCCACGCACUCGCUCGACCGCGCCUUCCUCGACAAGAAACAAGAGCUCUAUAAGAAGGUUUUCCCGAAUUUCUAUGUCCUUGGAUGGUAUUCAACUGGGAGCGAUGCAGAAGAAUCCGAUAUGCAUAUUCACAAAGCCUUGAUGGAUAUCAAUGAAAGCCCUGUCUACGUUCUUCUCAAUCCUUCAAUUAAUCAUGCCCAGAAGGAUCUCCCUGUUACUAUCUACGAAAGUGAGCUGCAUGUCAUAGAUGGGAUUCCACAGCUUAUAUUUGUCCAUGCGAGCUACACCAUUGAGACGGUAGAAGCAGAAAGGAUAUCAGUUGAUCACGUUGCUCAUCUGAAGCCAUCUGACGGAGGUACAGCAGCUACUCAGUUGGCCGCUCACCUCACAGGAAUUCACAGUGCCAUCAAGAUGUUGAAUAGCCGAGUUAGAGUGCUUCACCACUAUCUUCUUGCAAUGCAGAAAGGUGAGAUUCCUUGUGAGAAUUCUCUGCUGAGACAAGUAUCUAGUCUUCUCAGAAGAUUGCCAGCUAUUGAAUCAGGGAAAUUUCAGGACGACUUUUUGAUGGAGUACAAUGAUACGUUGCUGAUUACUUACCUGGCCAUGCUCACCAACUGCUCAAGCACAAUGAAUGAGCUAAUUGACAAAUUCAACACCGCUUAUGACAGACACAGUAGGAGGGGAGGAAGAACGCCCUUUGUUUGAAAGAUUCCUUGUUUCUAUUGGUCCACCUUCAAUUGAUUAUGGUUCUCCAUCUCUCCUGGCAUUGCACUUGAUUGGUGGCCUACUGUCAAAGUCUAGGCUUGUGCAUGACGCGAGCGAUCAUGACCAAUGCAUGUUGAGCAAGUUUCAGCCAAGGCCCAUACCACAUAGAAGAUGAGAUCAGGGAGAUGGAAUCAAAAUCUAAUAGAAACGUGUAUACAUUCGCCUUUUACUAAGGUUCUCUCACUAUUUAUUUUGGAUGUUCCUUCCUCCUGGGCAUUUCGUAGUUCCCGGGGCUAACAAUAGUGAACUAGGGAACCUUGCUGCAAGAUUUUCCAUACGUUACAGGCAUGUUUUGACCUUUCGUGUUGCCUUGAGAUAAUGGUCCCGGCAUAGCUUUUAGCAUCUUGUAGCGAGUCUAUGUUAACUUCUUGGAUUUGAGACUUUGUUGCCGAACUUGUAUACUUGGAGCCCGUUCAAGCUUCUUGCGUUCGCUUC